Molecule: messenger RNA, 585 nt
Organism: Nomascus leucogenys (northern white-cheeked gibbon)
Lineage: Eukaryota; Metazoa; Chordata; Mammalia; Primates; Hylobatidae
Gene: C4H3orf86
Product: chromosome 4 C3orf86 homolog
Exons: 2
Coding region: 64-561 (165 amino acids)
Source: RefSeq, a predicted model, not a curated record
UGCUCCUCCUGCUCUCUGAAGCUCCCUCCACAGACUCCUCCUCCCCAGAACCUUCCAACAGGUAUGUCUAGAGGUCAGUUUGGACAGGGGCAGGAACCUCUAGACAUGUUUUUCUGGGUGAACGAGAUAAGCGGAGAAAUCACCUACCCCCCGCAGAAGGCAGAUGCACCUGCUGUUUCUCCUGAGAGCCCACAACAGAAGCCCCCAUCUCAGCCCAGGAGUAUGCGGGGGGCUCCUUGCAGUCCCCAGGGCCCGCCUGCACAGAGGCCUGCCCCUGCACCUCCAUCUAAGGCUUCUCUGAAAGACUCAGGCCCAAGAAAACCCUGCCCAUCUGCGCCAACCUGGGGCCAGGCCAAAGCCGGAGGAGCGAGGAGCCCCCCACCGUUCUCAGCAAUCCCUGUCAUGAUCUCAUCACCAGGAGUGACUCCGCCCGUACUCGGGACCCUGGGACCAGCCCCUCAGCCACUGGUCUCCACCUCUCCUCUCAGCCCUUCUGCACUCUGGGCCUUCACCUGCAAGCUGAAAAAUGUCCUUACUGGGAAUAACUGGUUUUCUUUUUGAAUCUUAAGAAAAUUUGUCUGGCUA